Messenger RNA from Arabis nemorensis, 471 nucleotides. The record is from the annotation of a GenBank genome assembly. Lineage: Eukaryota; Viridiplantae; Streptophyta; Magnoliopsida; Brassicales; Brassicaceae.
AUGAAAGCUUUUGAAACGAUUGAUGGUAGCUCCACUGGAGAAGACGAAGUGGUGGCUGGUGGGCAACACCACGAUGAAACAGAGAAAUCAUUACCUUUCUGCUUUUUCCUUGGAUUGUGUCAUUGCUUUCCGAUUAUCAAUACUAGGACACGAAGGGAGAGCCUAUUGAUUACAAACAAGCUGAUCAAGAAAUUUCGAUUCAAUAUCGAAAAGUUCUUAAGAAAAAAAGGAUAUUGUGGUGUUGUGGAAAUACACGGUUUUGGAGACGAUAAGCUUUCUUUUACUCAUGACCAGCACAAAGACUUGACCGGUAAUCAAAGGGUCUCACUCCACCGUGUCCAAAAAGUUACAAGGGAUUCAACCGACGCGGCGGACAAAGCUAGCAUAGUUGAAAUCAAAGAAUGGAUGGAGGAACACCUAGAUACAGGAGCAGUCUUCUGCGUGAUCACCGGCGAUGUUGAUUUCAACUAA